Molecule: messenger RNA, 7237 nt
Organism: Oncorhynchus keta (chum salmon)
Lineage: Eukaryota; Metazoa; Chordata; Actinopteri; Salmoniformes; Salmonidae
Product: nuclear receptor ROR-beta-like
Exons: 9
Coding region: 440-1951 (503 amino acids)
Biological process (GO): regulation of transcription by RNA polymerase II
Cellular component (GO): nucleus
Molecular function (GO): nuclear receptor activity; zinc ion binding; RNA polymerase II cis-regulatory region sequence-specific DNA binding
Source: RefSeq, a predicted model, not a curated record
GAUCAUAUGAGAGUCCAGUCCACGCGUCGAAAAGUAGGUUAGCAGGGUAGACAGAGUGAAAGGCAGUCCGAACGAAAAAGGGGAGGUAGAGUAUUUGGGACCUUGCUUGCAAGCUAAACCACCGUGGGAGAGUUUUGUAAAAAGUUACCGAAAUAGUGCAUCGAGACAAACAGGACACAAUUCAACUUGAACAGUCGAUUUGCUUUGUAUUUGAUUCACCAUUGCAAGACUUUGUCGAACGAUAAGGAAACACUCGCGGAUUUUUGCCUUGUUUAAUAUAUAUAUAUAUAUAUAAAAAAAAAAUCUAGUUCGUCAGGCCAAAUACGUUUUAUUUUACGUGCCAGCAAAUGCUUGUCUUUCAACAGUUGGACAUAUAUUUUUAUUCUGUUACACACCACAUGAAGUCCAAUUCAUUGAUCCAGAAACGAUAAUAUUCAACAUGAGAGCUCAAAUAGAAGUAAUACCCUGCAAGAUCUGUGGGGACAAGUCCUCAGGAAUCCACUAUGGAGUUAUUACAUGUGAGGGCUGCAAGGGGUUCUUCCGCCGCAGCCAGCAGAACAAUGCCAUGUACUCGUGUUCCCGCCAGAGGAACUGUCUUAUUGACCGAACCAGCCGCAACCGCUGCCAACACUGCAGACUGCAGAAGUGUCUGGUGUUAGGCAUGAGCCGGGAUGCGGUGAAGUUUGGCCGUAUGUCUAAGAAGCAGCGCGACAGCCUGUACGCUGAGGUCCAGAAGCACCAGAAGAACCAGGAGUGUCUGAACCAGGGUCUGCCACUGUCCAGGGAAGAUGUGGCUGGGGGAGAAAGCAAGGGGGACAGGCACGGGGAGCUCAGUCGCUCCUACAGCAGCGGGGGCUCCAGCUCCACCCUGAGUGACCUGGAUGACAUCGCAGCGCUCCCCAAACUGUUUGACCUCCCCUUGACCCCACAGGAGGCCCACGAGUACUGCAGCCUGGACCUGCAAGAAGACCACGGCGGAAGCACUGGGAACACCUCCAAUUCUUCAUCACCAUCAUCAUCCUCGUCCAUUUCGUCCAAUCAGAAUUCUCCCCAGCAAAAUCUACUGGAUGUCACCGACGCCAAUGGGAUCAAACACGAGUACCAGAUGUUGUCGCACACACACGUGCUCCUGGCACACACACACGCCACACUGCUAGAGACACUGCCUGAUGACUGCACUCUUAUGGAUAUAGAGCGUAUCACCCAGAGUGUGGUCAAGUCCCACUUGGAGACGAGUCAGUACAGCUCUGACGAACUGAAGAGGCUGACAUACAAUCGGAUGCAGUACUCACCUGAGGAGACUCGCAACUUCCAGUGCGAGUCUGCAGAGUCUGUGUGGCAGCAAUGUGCCCACCACAUCACCAAUUCCAUCCAGUACGUGGUGGAGUUUGCCAAACGCAUUACAGGCUUCAUGGACCUGUGUCAGAAUGACCAGAUCAUUCUGCUCAAAGCAGGCUGUCUGGAGGUGCUGUUGAUUAGGAUGUGCAGGGCAUUUAACGCCACCACCAACACCAUGUUCUUUAAUGGCAAAUUUGCCUCUGCUCAGCUCUUCAAAGCCCUCGGUUGCGAUGACCUGGUCAGUGCCGUGUUUGACCUGGCUAAAGGGCUCUCCCGCCUGCAGCUGACCGAUGAGGAGAUGGCUCUGUUCAGUGCCGCUUGCUUACUGUCCCCAGACCGACCAUGGUUAGCCGACAGCCAGAAGGUCCAGAAGCUACAGGCGAAGGUCUACCUGGCUCUGCAACACAGUCUGCACACGAGCGGGGCUGCAGACGAGAAGCUAGACCAGAUGGUAUCCAAGCUGCCGAUAAUGAAGUCCAUCUGUAAUCUCCACAUCGACAAGCUGGAGUUCUUUCGUCUGGUCCACCCCGAGACCGCAUACAGCUUCCCACCACUCUACCGGGAAGUGUUCGGGAGUGAGAUUUCUCUCCCCGACUCUACAAACAACUCCUAGAGAGAACGAUGGAGUGAAUGUGUUAGAGAGAAAUAAGUAUGGAGGUAGGGAAGUGAAAGGAGAGAAUGAAUAAGUGAGGGAUAUAAAUAGUGACCUCAGAAAUAACCAGCUGUUAACGAGACAAUCCAGGACUUAAAAUACUCAGUCUCCUAGCAUCCUGUUGUGUUAGUCCACCACUAUCCCAGCAGGCCAUACAUCUUACACUACAGACUUCACCUUCAUGGUCCUUUUGUACGUAGCACUUUGGACAAACUAAUGGGCGAUAUGUAUAUUCUACAGUAUGCACAUAGAUCAUUUAGCAUUAGAACAUAUUUUUUCAAUGCUUACCCAACCCUGUCAUGAAUGUACCUCACUGACAAGCACCAAUGCACCAGCUAGAGCCCCACACUAAAUGUAAAUACUAACACCCUGCUUCAGUUCGACUGUUCAAUUUAGAAUUGUUGUAAUUCUUUGGUUCUACUCAACAUACCCAGGGUUCAUUCAUUUGUAGUCCCACAGACACUUCUUGGCGGUACCAUAUACAAUUGAAGUCGGAAGUUUAUAUACACUUAGGUUGGAGUCAUUAAAACUCGUUUUUCAACCACUCCACAAAAUACUUGAAAACAAACUAUAGUUUUGGCAAGUCGGUUAGGACAUCUACUUUGUGCAUGACACAAGUCAUUUUUCCAACAAUUGUUUACAGACAGAUUAUUUCACUGUAUCACAAUUCCAGUGGGUCAGAAGUUUACAUACACUAUACUAUGUUGACUGUGCCUUUAAACAGCUUGGAAAAUUCCAGAAAAUGAUGUCAUGGCUUUACAAGCUUCGGAUAGGCUAAUUGACAUCAUUUGAGUCAAUUGGAGGUGUACCUGUGGAUGUAUUUAAAGGCCUACCUUCAAACUCAGUGCCUCUUUGCUUGACAUCAUGGGAAAAUCAAAAGAAAUCAGCCAAGACUUCAAAAAAACAAACUGUGGACCUCCAGAAGUCUGGUUCAUUUUUGGAAUCAAUUUCCAAACGCCUGAAGGUACCAUGUUCAUCUGUACAAACAAUAGUAUGCAAGUAUAAACACCAUGGGACCAUGCAGCCAUCAUACUGUUCAGGAAGGAGACACGGUCUGUCUCCUAGAGAUGAACGUACUUUGGUGUGAAAAGUGCAAAUCAAUCCCAGAACAACAGCAAAGGACCUUGUGAAGAUGCUGGAGGAAACGGGUACAAAAGUGUCUAUAUCAACAGUAAAAUGAGUCCUAUAUCGACAUAACCUGAAAGGCUGCUCAGCAAGGAAGAAGCCACUGCUCCAAAACUGCCAUAAAAAAAGCCAGACUACGGUUUGUAACUGCACAUUGAGACAAUGGUCUGAUGAAACAAAAAAAGAACGGUUUGGCCAUAAUGACCAUCGUUAUGUUUGGAGGAAAAGGGGGGAGGCUUGCAAGCCGAAGAACACCAUCCCAAACGUGAAGCACUGGGGUGGCAGCAUCAUGUUAUGGGGGUGCUUUGCUGCAGGAGGGACUGGUGCACUUCACAAAAUAGAUGGCAUCAUGAGGCAAGAAAAAUAUGUGUAUAUAUUGAAGAAACAUAAUAAUAAUAAUAUAAUAAUAUGCCAUUUAGCAGACGCUUUUAUCCAACUGAGCUACAGACAUCAGUCUUGAAGUUAAAGCUUGGUUGCAAAUGGGUCUUCCAAAUGGACAAUGACCCCAAGCAUAGUUGUGGCAAAAUGGCUAAGGACAACAAAGUCAAGGUAUUGGAGUGGCCAUCACAAAGCCCUGACUUCAAUCCUAUAGAAAAUGUGUAGGCAGAACUGAAAGUGUGUGUGAGCAAGGAGGCCUACAAACCUGACUCGGUUACACCAGCUCUGUCAGGAGGAAUGGGCCAAAGUUCAUCCGACUUAUUGUGUGAAGCUUGUGGAAGGCUACUCAAAAUGCUUGACCCAAGUUAAACAAUUUAAAGGCAAUGCUACCAAAUACUAAUUGAACGCAUGUAAACUUCUGACCCCCUGGGAAUGUGAUGAAAGAAAUAAAAGCUGAAAUAAAUCAUUCUCUCAUCUAUUAUUCUGACAUUUCACAUUCUUAAAAUAAAGUGGUGAUCCUAACUGACCUAAGACAGGGAAUUUUUACUAGGAUUAAAUGUCAGGAAUUGUGAAAAACUGAGUAUAAAUGUAUUUGGCUAAGGUGUAUAUAAACUUCUGACUUCAACUGCAUGUCGGCUACAUAUACAGUACCAGUCAAAAGUUUGGACACACCUACUCAUUCAAGGUUAUCUUUAUUUGUACUAUUUUCUACAUUCUAAAAUAAUAGUGAAGACAUCAAAACUAUGGAAUAACACAUGGAAUCCAUGUAGUAACCAAAAAGGGGUUAAACAAAUCAAAAUAUAUUUUAGAUUCUUCAAAGUAGAUGACAGCUUUGCACACUCUUGGAAUUAUCUCAACCAGCUUCAUGAGGUAGUCACCUGGAAUGCAUUUCAACUAACAGUUGUGCCUUCUUAAAAGUUAAUUUGUGGAAUUUCCUUCCUUAAUGCGUUUGAGCCAAUCAGUUGUGUUGUGAGAAGGUAGGGUUGGUAUAUAGAAGAUAGCCCAGUUUGGUAAAAGACCAAGUCCAUAUUCUGGCAAGAACAGCUCAAAUAAGCAAAGAGAAAUGACAGUCCAUCAUUACUUUAAGACAUAAUGGUCACUCAAUAUGGAACAUUUCAAGAACUUUGAAUGUUUCUUCAAGUGCUGUUGCAAAAACCAUCAGGCGCUAUGAUGAAACUGGCUCUCAGGCUACGUGAAUCAGGUCUUCAUGGUGGAAUUGCUGCAAAGAAACCACCACUAAAGGACAUGAAUAAGAAGAGUCUUGCUUGGACCAAGAAACAUGAGCAAUGGACAUUCGACUGGUGGAAAUCUGUCCUUUGGUAGGAUGAGUACAAAUUAGAUUUUUUGUUCCAACCAUUGUGUCUUUGACGCAGAGUAGGUGAAUGGAUGAUUUCUGCAUGCGUGGUUCUCACUGUGAAGCAUGGAGGAGGACGUGUGAUGGUGUCAAGGUGCUUUGCUGGUGACACUGUCAGUGAUUUAUUUAGAUUUCAAGGCACUCUUAACCAGCAUGGCUACCAGAGCAUUCUGCAGCGAUACGCCAUCCCAUCUGGGUUGCGCUUAGUGGGACUAUCAUUUAUUUUUCAACAGGACAAUUACCCAACACACCUCCAGGCUGUGUAAGGGCUAUUUGACUAAGGAGAGUGAUGGAGUGCUGCAUCAGAUGACCUGGCCUCCACAAUCACCGACCUCAACCAAAUUGAGAUGGUUUGGGAUAAGUUGGACCGCAGAGUGAAGGAAAAGCAGCCAACAAGUUCAGCAUAUGUGGGAACUCCUUAAAGAUUGUUGGAAAAGCAUUCCUCAUGAAGCUGAUUGAGAGAAUGCCAAUAGUGUGCAAAGCUGUCAUCAAGGCAAAGGGUGGCGACUUUGAAGAAUCUAAAAUAUAUUUUGAUUUGUUUAACACUUAUUUGGUUACUACAUGAUUCCAUAUGUGUUAUUUCAUAGUUUUGAUGUCUUCACUAUUAUUCUACAAUGUAGAAAAUAGUAAAAAAAAUAAAGAACCCUUAAAUGAGUAGGUGUCCAAACUUUUGACUGGUACUGUAUCUUGUGCAGGUAUGUACUCACCAAUUUUCACCAAGGGACCAAUUUUAUGAUUCAGUUAUUUAUCUGUUAAAUAUAAGAAGAUAUAAACCAGUAUGACAUGCCACACUACUUGGUGCUGAUCAUUGUCUGCCAGUAGGUUAAUAACAAACUCACAGAAUGGUUACACACACAUAGACAUAGGCACUUGUUCUGACAGUGUUUGGUGCUGCCCUUUGUAGGCUUUUAAAAUGCAAUGAGAAACCUCAGUCCCACACCCCCUUCCCUUGUUAAUGCCACUUAGAGACAAGAAAAUAAAUGAUCUUUUAAUUUAUAUACAAAUUUAUAAUUGAAUAUUUUAAUUAAGAAUGUAUAUAGAUAAAUGUGUAUGUGUGUGUGUGUGUGCGUAUUUAGAGAGCAUGGGGGUAUGAGAGGGAGAGAGGGAGAUGAGCAGAGAGAAAGAAAAAGAAAUGGACUUGAGUGAUCUCAAAAAAAGCACUCUUAGAAAAUUAUUUUUUUCCUGGACUGUUUUCCUCUCACUGGUUUCCACGGCAACACCCACCCCCAUUGCAACCCAAUGGGGUUAUGUACUGUAUGUCAUGUGACCAAUGGGGAGGAGGCAGAACACUCUUUGCCUAGUGGAUACUCCCAGGGUAGGCAGUCCAAUCACACAAAGGCAAAGGAGGAGACACGUUCUUGGGCCAGUAUCUGAACUGUACAGACUAUGGCCCAACAUUGUCAAUGACCCAAUAUUGAUGGAAACGUUGGACCCUUGCCUCAGGAGACCGCUGAAAUAAGUUGAGAAGAGUUUCUCUGUGAGAGUACCUAACCAGUAACAGCCAGCCAAUAAGAAUAGGCUCCCCUUCACUCAUUGCUUUUCUUUGGGCUACAAUUAAGUUUGUAUGUAUCAUAAGCUUUCUUUGCUGGUUGGAUCAACUGUAUUAUUUUUGUACAUUGAUGUUCCUGUGUCCUCCACUCACUGUAUGUCAAAGAUAUCUCCUAUACACUGUCCCACUGGGUGGGCACAAGUCUAAUGAUGGACUGAGCUACCAGCUACCCCGGAGUUAAGCUUUGAUGUUAAUUAGGUUUAUGAUUCAGACAGAGCAUCGCUUACCCCUUUGAAGAGUAUGGACAGACAGCGUAUCCUGAUUCUAAUUCAGUCCUUAUUGAACUGUAAUGUUCUGGGACAGAAUAUUGAGAAUAGGGUUCAGAGUGACUAUUUUGAGUGACUCAGGGAGCUAGCUGAGUUCAGUCUGGGUCCUCUCACUAGUGUUUUCUACUAGCCUUGUAUUCUUCUCACCUUGCACCUAAGACAAGACCCAUAACCUUGAUCAUUGUGUACGUAAGCUCUAUUUUGGUGAAUGGUACUCAGUGUCAAAUAUCUUAACACAAUCUGAAUUUUAAAAGGCAGAAUCAAGAAAAUACAAAUAGAAUUUAAAAAAUAUUUUGUUCUUGUGAUUUAAUGUUACCUUGGUUGUGAUUUUUAUUUCUCUGUUGAUCUUUGAUUUUUUUUCACGUCAUAGCUGACAAAAAGUGAUCUAUUUUUUUAAGAACACAGGGAAAUUCAAUUUAAAAAAAAUCAAUAACAUUUCUGUCUUCCCCCCAAAAUGUACAAGAGGUAUUUUGUUAGUUAAAGAGUAAACGAGUCAGUCAGCUCAAUAUAUAUUGUACAUUGGGUUACAUUACAUGUGCUUUAAAGAAUGUAAUAAAAGUAUUUCUUUUGAAUCA